Molecule: messenger RNA, 763 nt
Organism: Mollisia scopiformis
Lineage: Eukaryota; Fungi; Ascomycota; Leotiomycetes; Helotiales; Mollisiaceae
Product: NAD(P)-binding protein
Exons: 1
Coding region: 68-763 (231 amino acids)
Source: RefSeq, a predicted model, not a curated record
AACAAGCCAAACAAUCCACUUCACUUUCCCAAGCCUCAAAACCACUUCAACACCAACAAACCACAAAAUGCAUUUCCUCAUCCUCGGCGGCUCAGGCCGCACCGGCCGCCUCGUAAUCACCUACGCCCUCUCCCACAACCACAGCGUCACAGCCUUGAUCCGCACCCCCUCCUCCCUCGCCGACCUCGCCUCGCGCUUCCCGAACCUAACCCUCGUCCCCGGCUCCCCCACCUCCAGCGCCGACAUAACGACCGCCAUAAACGCGACCUCUUCCCCGCCCACCGCAGUCAUCAUCACGCUCGCGUCGCUGCGGAAGAGCAAUUCGCCGUUCAGCGCGUCGAUCUCGAGUCCGACGUUCAUGACGGACGCGAAUGUAGCUGUCCUGCAGGCUAUGCGGGAGGCGAGGCCGGGGAUCGGAAGAGUUGUUACGCUUUCUGCGUUUGGGGUCGGGGAUAGUAGGGGGGGUUUGUGGGCGCCGUUUCGGUGGGUGGUGUAUAGUGGGGGGAUGAGGGUUGGGAUGGAGGAUCAUGCCGGGGUGGAGAGGGUGCUUAGGAGAGCUGAGGGCGUGCAGUGGACGCUUGUUAGGGCUGCGAUGUUGGGUGAUGAUGAGGGGUUUGAGGGCGGGGUGAGGGUUCUUGGGGAGAAGGGCGAGGGGGCUGGGUUGAUGGAGAAGGUUGGACGGGGGAGGGUUGCUGCAUUUAUUGUUGAAAAGUGUUUGGAGGGUGGGGAGUGGGUUGGUAGGACUCCCGUUAUUGCUGAUUGA